ACUAUUCGUGUGUGGGGUAUGGGGACUGGCGAGCCAUUGGGCGCCCCCCUCGAAGGCCACACUGGCUGGGUUAAUGCUGUUAUGAUCUCCUCAGACGGUAAUCGCAUCGUGUCCGGCUCGGAUGACCAGACCGUCCGGGUGUGGGACAUGCAGACUGGCAAGGCAGUGGGUGCCCCUUUCCGAGGGCACACCGGACCUGUUAGGUCUGUCGCAAUCUCGCCUGAUGGCAAACGCAUUGUGUCGGGCUCAGCCGACAAGACCAUUCGGGUGUGGGACCUCGAAUUUCUAAUCCAGCAUCAAUACUUCGAAGCACCUGUGAUAUGUUUCUCGCCCGACCUGACCCAUGCCCUUCAUUCCACCUCCUCCUUUAUCCAAGAUUCUAACACCCCAGCCCCUUCCGGCCCGAAUGAGGAGGGUUGGGUUGUAGGUCCUGAAGGACGACUUCUCCUCUGGAUCCCACCCGUGUUCCACCCAGUGACGUAUGCGCAGGGCAACGUGUUGGUGAUACCCAAUAAUGCCUUACAGCUAGACUUGAGCCGUGUCGUACACGGCACCUCAUGGCACAUGUGUCGGGAACAGUAAUCUAUGCACUUCCUAUAGAUUUCAUACAAUACUCAUUUACCUCUGCACUUCAUUCGGUCCGUUCUGCUACAGUUAAUGGGCUCACUCUCGCAAAACAGUAUAGGGCUGCGCGGCAAUUUCAUUCGCUACGUUUACAUACUCUCCUUCCGUCGCUGCUAUCCCGUUUAUUUCCUGCAGGAUAAACUGUGCAAAUUGAAACUCAAUGUGAACUUAACCCACCAUUCGACAAGGGUCACUGCCUCAUACUGCAUCUUCCUCUCCUAGUCAGGCUCCAUUGCCUCCUGAUCAGAUCUAAAUAGAUGGCACACUUCGCUUACGAUGCGCGAUC
Messenger RNA from Suillus subaureus, 910 nucleotides. RefSeq names its product WD40-repeat-containing domain protein. The coding region runs from base 19 to 582 and encodes 187 amino acids. NCBI's taxonomy places the organism in Eukaryota, Fungi, Basidiomycota, Agaricomycetes, Boletales, Suillaceae. The transcript is spliced from 2 exons. The record is from RefSeq and is a predicted model, not a curated record. Gene Ontology annotation, molecular function: protein binding.